Mangifera indica (mango) is the source of this 2147-nucleotide messenger RNA. RefSeq names its product protein DETOXIFICATION 45, chloroplastic-like. Gene Ontology annotation, biological process: transmembrane transport. The record is from RefSeq and is a predicted model, not a curated record. NCBI's taxonomy places the organism in Eukaryota, Viridiplantae, Streptophyta, Magnoliopsida, Sapindales, Anacardiaceae. Bases 299 to 2008 code for a protein of 569 amino acids. Gene Ontology annotation, molecular function: xenobiotic transmembrane transporter activity; antiporter activity. Gene Ontology annotation, cellular component: membrane. The transcript is spliced from 15 exons.
UACGAGGUUGAUAUGACUUGUAGAUUACAAAUUUUGAUUGCAGUAACUUAUCGAAUCCCUGCUUCCCUGCAAUACAAUAAUGCUAUUUACUUCAGAAAGCGUAUAAAUACGAAUCCAUUCCGCUGAAAUAGCCACACCUGCUCUCUGACAUCUAGGCAACUCACUUUGAACUUCUGAAUAUAUAUUGAUCUCUUGGUACCACUGCAGUUAUUGCUGUUGAACUUCUCUCAGUGUCAUUCUGACAUUGCUCUGCCUUCUGCCCCUCCAUCCAAAACUCUUCGGGUUAAUUAUCAGCAAAAUGACAGUUUCUCAGUUGAUGGGAGGACCCUCAUGUGGUAUUACUGGUAAAAGUUUGGAAAGAAGAGCAUUUACAAAGAUUCGCAAGCCUUUUGCUGGAAUAGGAGACGCAAAAUCUCAUCAGAAUUUUCGUUUUGCGGGGACAAACAGAGGGGGUCUUAGCUUCAACAACUUCAUUAAGUGUUGUGGCUCAAUCAGCAGUCAAGACACUACAGAUUUUCUUCGAAUCAGUCCUAGUGUUGGGGAAAGAUUUGCAUCUAACAGUGUAGCAGAACUCAGCAAGGAUAAGUUUGAGUCAAGGGUGGCGCCAGCUACGGGUCAAUCCCCUUCUCAGAAUGUCCAAAUGGAUCUUAUAAUGCUUUCUUUACCUGCAAUUGCUGGACAAGCAAUUGAGCCCUUAGCACAACUGAUGGAAACAGCUUACAUUGGUAAAUUGGGUGCCUUGGAGUUGGCAUCCGCUGGUGUUUCCAUAUCAAUAUUCAACAUCCUCUCGAAGGUAUUCAAUAUUCCUCUUCUCAAUGUUGCAACAUCUUUUGUGGCUGAAGACAUCGCAAAUAAUGCAAAGGAGGAGUCUAUUUCAGAUAGUAGCUUUAUGGAGGCAAAGGACAAUGACAGAAAGCUGCUCCCUUCUGUCUCGACUGCCUUAGUUUUAGCAUUUGCAAUCGGUGUCUCUGAGGCCCUAGCAAUGUAUUUUGGGUCUGGAGUGUUUCUUAACAUCAUGGGAAUAUCAUCUGCUUCAUCCAUGCGUGCUCCAGCGCAAAGAUUUCUGUGUCUCAGAGCAAUUGGUGCUCCUGCAGUGGUUGUUUAUCUAGCCAUUCAGGGCAUUUUCCGCGGGUUUAAGGAUACAAGGACUCCGGUUUUAUGUCUAGGAUUGGGAAAUUUCGCAGCUGUAGUAAUGUUCCCCAUACUGAUGAACUACUGUCAGUUGGGUGUAACCGGUGCAGCCAUUUCCACUGUUAUAUCUCAAUACAUUGUCGCUUUUCUGAUGAUUUGGUACCUUAACAAGAGGACUGUUUUAUUGGUUCCCAACAUAAAGAAUUUGCACUUUGGUGACUACCUAAAAUCUGGUGGUUUUCUUCUUGGAAGAACUCUUGCUUGUGUCUUGACUAUAACUUUGAGCACAUCGAUGGCUGCUCGCCAGGGAGCUAUAGCAAUGGCAGCUCAUCAAAUAUGUCUACAAAUCUGGUUAUCUGUGUCUCUUCUUGCAGAUGCACAAGCAGCAUCUAGUCAGGCUCUCAUCGCAAGCUAUCUUGCCAAGGGACACUACAACACAGUGAAAGAAAUCACGCAUUUUUCCUUAAAGGCCGGAUUGUUCACUGGUGUGUCUCUAGCUCUCAUUUUGGGCACUUCUUUUAGUUACAUUGCCACAUUGUUCACUAAUGACCCACAAGUACUUGGAAUCAUCAGAUCCGUCGUAGUAUUCCUCUGUGCCUGUGAGCCCAUCACUUGCCUGGCUUACAUUUUUGAUGGCCUUCAUUAUGGUGUUUCUGAUUUUUCAUUCAUUGCUUUCACCACGAUGGUUAUUGCUGCAAUUUCUUGUGCAUUCUUGCUCUAUGCUCCUAAUUUCAUCGGUCUUUCGGGUGUUUGGAUCGGUUUAACCCUUUUCAUGGGUCUGCGGAUAGUUGCAGGAUAUAUGAGAUUAUACUCGAAGGAUGGUCCCUGGUGGUUCUUACAGAAAGAUGUUGUACCAAAACUUGAGGUUGUCAUCUGAAAAUGGAAGAAGAUGAUGCUACUACGAGAAACAGCAGCAGCUUUUAGAUCAUACUUAAUUUGCGAGCAAAUAAUUAAAAGGUUGCUGCUAAUCCAUGUUUAAACAAUUAAUUUAAUUUUUAAUAUUAAUAAAAUUAUAU